This is a messenger RNA of Punctularia strigosozonata HHB-11173 SS5, 1611 nucleotides long. RefSeq names its product alpha/beta-hydrolase. Bases 1 to 1611 code for a protein of 536 amino acids. The transcript is spliced from 13 exons. NCBI's taxonomy places the organism in Eukaryota, Fungi, Basidiomycota, Agaricomycetes, Corticiales, Punctulariaceae. The record is from RefSeq and is a predicted model, not a curated record.
AUGGUCCAGUUGUCUCUCAGAAACGUUGUGGUUGGACUGUGCGUAUGCGUGGCCCCCGCGAGAGGUUACGUCGUGCAAAAAGGAGCAAGACAGUCAGCGAACGAUUUGUCCGCGCCACUCGUCGAUUUAGGCUAUGCGCAAUAUCAAGGUAGUUUGGACCCCACCACUAAUGUGACAAGCUUCUUGGGCGUGCGCUAUGCGGCGCCUCCAACAGGUGACCUGAGAUGGCGUGCUCCGCAGACGCCGAAUGCAACCACUGGCAUCCAACAGGCGACUACGCAGCCGAACGAAUGCUUCCAAGCAGCCACAGGCAAUUCAACUACGGAUCCCUUCCGGUCUCUAACACCGGCAAAACGCGCCGUUGUGGCAGAUGAAGACUGCUUGUUUCUGAAUGUGUUCUCGCCCGGGCCCUUGAAUGCUUCUCAGAAUUUACCAGUUUUGGUCUGGAUUCAUGGCGGAGGUUACAUUGCGGGAGCUGCCAGCAGUUUCUCAGGUGAAGAUCUCAUACGGGAAUCUGGUUUCGGAAUUGUUGCGGUGAUCAUUCAAUAUCGCCUGGGUGUAUUUGGCAAGUGUUUCUUGCCCGGCUCAGAAGUAAAGUCGAAUGGUGUCUUGAACGCAGGACUGCUUGACCAAAACUUCGCCUUGCAAUGGGUUCAAGACCACAUAGCUUCCUUCGGAGGAGAUCCAACCAAAGUGACGAUAUGGGGUGAAUCUGCCGGUGCUGGGUCUGUCCUCCAGCAUAUCGUCGCCAAUGGCGGCGAGACGGACCCCCCGCUGUUCCGAGGUGUUAUGACCAGUUCCACAUUCUUGCCCUUCCAGUACGCAUUCAACGAUAGUAUUCCAGAGGAAAGUGAGAUCAGAUUGAGUGCAUGGUCUUGCUGCUUCGACGCGCCAGACACAUUGGCAUGCCUCCGUCAAACUGAUGUUACGACGCUUCAGAACCUUAACAAUGCUAUCGAUCUUGCGGGCUUUUUCGGCGUGUUCACCUGGGUUCCAGUCGUAGAUGGCUCUCUGAUUGUCGAGAGACCAAUUGAGACGCUAUUGAAAGGAAAGGUCAACGGGGAAGCCCUUCUGGCUGUAACGAACACGCUGGAGGGCGGUCCAUUCGUUCGAGCAUCCGACACCACGAAUCUUACUCAAUACGUCACAAAUCUGUUCCCGCUCUUUGGUCCCAAUGAUAUACAAUCGGUUGUGAAAUUAUACACCUCAUCCGGCUUUGCCAACUCGGACGACGAGGCUAUUGCUAUCAUGGGAGAGGAUAUUUUCAUAUGCCCGACCUAUUUCCUCCUGAACACAUUCAAUGGCACAUCAUUCAAGGGCGAAUUCGCUAUUCCUCCCGCGUCUCACGGAGAUGACCUUCCGUACUAUUUCCCUACGUCGAACGGGCCUCCGCCCUUCAAUAACUCCGACUUCCUUACGGCGUUCUCGCAAUCUUUCAUGUCGCUUACUCGCUUCCUCGACACUAACGUAAAGUUUACGCCCGAUAUCAAACCUGAUUGGCCAGUCUUCGCCAAUGGGACCACGGAAAUGUUAUUCAACAAGACGGAGGCCGGCGAACCUCUGGUUCAGACCAUCACGACAUCCCCCGCGCUCCUGGGCCGAUGCAGGUGA